Messenger RNA from Vitis riparia (riverbank grape), 2622 nucleotides. Its product is annotated as ABC transporter F family member 4. Bases 118 to 2313 code for a protein of 731 amino acids. Gene Ontology annotation, molecular function: ATP hydrolysis activity; ATP binding. Lineage: Eukaryota; Viridiplantae; Streptophyta; Magnoliopsida; Vitales; Vitaceae. The transcript is spliced from 2 exons. The record is from RefSeq and is a predicted model, not a curated record.
UUAGGGUUUGCUUGCAUCCCAAGAAACCCCAAUCUCUGUUUACACAAAACCAUUCAACCUUUCCCUCUCUAAACUCUGCGGCUCGGUCGAUAUCUCAGCUCAAGGUCUACUGGUGGAAUGGGAAGGAAGAAAACAGAGGAUAGUGGUGCAACCACAAAGGUUAAGCCUAGCAACAAAGAUGCCUCCAAGGAUGGGAAGAAAGAGAAGCUCUCAGUUUCAGCGAUGCUUGCUAGCAUGGAUCAGAAAUCUGAUAAACCCAAAAAGGGAUCUUCCUCCUCAAGCACUACCACUAGCAAGCCCAAAGCAAAAGCAGCUCCAAAACUUCCAUCCUACACUGCUGACAUCGACCUCCCUCCCUCUGAUGAUGAGGAUGAUGCUUAUUCCUCUGAAGAAGACGCACGACUUAAGCGGCAACAAAGGGCUGAACAAAAGACACUUGACAUAUCCGUAACUGAAAAGGAAUUGAAGAAACGUGAAAAGAAAGACAUGCUUGCUGUCCAUGCCUCACAGCAGGCCCGACAGGAGGCCCUUAAGGAUGAUCAUGAUGCAUUCACCGUUGUUAUUGGUAGCCGGGCUUCAGUUCUUGAUGGCGAAGAUGAAGCUGAUGCUAAUGUCAAAGAUGUAACGAUAGAAAACUUUUCUGUGUCAGCACGUGGGAAAGAACUCUUAAAGAAUGCAUCAGUGAAGAUAUCUCAUGGGAAGAGGUAUGGUUUAGUUGGACCAAAUGGGAUGGGAAAAUCUACAUUAUUAAAACUUCUUGCUUGGAGGAAGAUUCCAGUACCUAAAAAUAUUGAUGUACUACUGGUUGAGCAAGAGGUGAUUGGUGAUGAUAAUACUGCCCUUCAGGCAGUUAUUUCAGCGAACGAAGAGCUGGUCAGGCUCCGACAGGAAGUUGCAUCUUUGGAUUCUUUGCAGAAUUCAUCUGCUGCCACUUGUGACGAGGAUGAAAAUGAUGCGAGUGGGGAUGAUGUGGGAGAAAAGCUUGCUGAACUGUAUGAGAAUUUGCAGCUUUUGGGGUCUGAUGCUGCUGAGGCUCAGGCAUCAAAGAUUCUUGCUGGACUGGGUUUCACUAAGGAUAUGCAGGGCCGUGCAACCCGGUCAUUUAGUGGUGGGUGGAGGAUGAGAAUUUCAUUGGCUAGGGCACUCUUUGUGCAGCCAACUCUUCUAUUGCUUGAUGAACCCACCAACCAUCUUGACCUGAGGGCUGUUCUCUGGUUAGAGGAGUACUUGUGCCGGUGGAAGAAAACUCUUGUUGUCGUCUCGCAUGAUCGGGAUUUUCUUAACACGGUUUGUAGUGAGAUUAUUCAUCUCCAUGACCAGAAACUUCAUUUCUACCGGGGGAACUUUGAUGAUUUUGAAAGUGGGUAUGAGCAGCGUCGCAAGGAGAUGAAUAAGAAGUUCGAGAUUUAUGAUAAGCAAGUGAAAGCUGCAAAGAGAACAGGCAAUCGGGUUCAGCAGGAGAAGGUUAAGGAUAGAGCUAAGUUUGCUGCUGCUAAGGAAGCUUCAAAGAAUAAGGCCAAGGGUAAGGUUGACGAUGAUGAGCCUCAACCAGAGGCCCCAAAGAAGUGGAGAGAUUACAGUGUGGAGUUCCACUUCCCUGAACCCACUGAGUUAACCCCACCACUCUUACAGCUCAUUGAAGUCAGUUUCAGCUAUCCAAACAGGGAGGAUUUCAGGCUAUCGGAUGUUGAUGUUGGUAUUGAUAUGGGGACUCGUGUUGCCAUUGUUGGACCAAAUGGAGCUGGGAAAUCUACAUUGCUUAAUCUUCUUGCUGGUGAUUUGGUUCCGACGGAGGGUGAAGUACGAAGGAGUCAAAAACUGAGGAUUGGGAGGUACUCACAACACUUUGUGGACCUUCUGACAAUGGAUGAAACACCAGUUCAGUAUCUUCUCAGGCUUCAUCCAGAUCAGGAGGGACUUAGCAAGCAGGAAGCCGUUCGUGCAAAGCUUGGGAAAUUUGGGCUCCCCAGUCAUAACCACCUCACCCCAAUUAUGAAACUAUCGGGAGGGCAGAAAGCACGGGUUGUCUUCACAUCAAUUUCUAUGUCAAAACCACACAUUUUGCUGUUGGAUGAGCCUACAAAUCAUCUAGACAUGCAGAGCAUUGAUGCAUUGGCUGAUGCACUAGAUGAGUUCAGUGGUGGAGUGGUGCUUGUAAGUCAUGAUUCGCGGUUAAUAUCUCGUGUGUGUGAGAACGAGGAGAGAAGUGAAAUUUGGGUGGUAGAAAACGGAACUGUGAGUAGUUUCCCUGGAUCAUUUGAGGAGUACAAGGAAGAGCUACAGAGAGAGAUCAAAGCAGAGGUUGAUGAUUGAAGUGAGUCUGUGACAUAGAUGUUUUGAUUGCUAUGAGUUAAACAAUAAGUUCCUCAAUGCUGUUUUCAUAACAUGAUUUUCAGUUUGCUGCGAGACAAAUGGAUAUUUCUAUAAUUUACGAGCGUAAUUCUUCUGUACUGCGGAUAUUAGGAAACGCGACCCCUAAGAAUUCACUUUGUUACAUAUACAUGUAUUUUACUUUAGCUCAAGGGGUUCAGUUUCUUUAAUUUAAUUAUGAGAAUUAAACUUCGCAUCCUUAUUGUAAUAAGGCUCCCUUUUAUACUGUUUAUUAAUUCCUAUGAGUAAUUA